Molecule: messenger RNA, 2167 nt
Organism: Vitis riparia (riverbank grape)
Lineage: Eukaryota; Viridiplantae; Streptophyta; Magnoliopsida; Vitales; Vitaceae
Product: guanosine nucleotide diphosphate dissociation inhibitor 2
Exons: 13
Coding region: 194-1528 (444 amino acids)
Biological process (GO): protein transport; small GTPase-mediated signal transduction; vesicle-mediated transport
Cellular component (GO): cytoplasm
Molecular function (GO): Rab GDP-dissociation inhibitor activity
Source: RefSeq, a predicted model, not a curated record
CGGAAAGCCUUCGUUUUAACCUUUCCUCAAUCUACAAACAAGGCAUCUCCUUAUCUCUCUUAUUAAGACUUCAGUUCUUUUCAAUUUCUUAACCUAUUCUCUCUCCGCAGACUUCACCCUAAAAACCCUAGCCUUCUCUUCUCUCUAUCUGGUUCUGUUGCCGGAUUUUCUUUGAGAUCUCUCCCUCAAAAUCAUGGAUGAAGAGUACGAUGUUAUAGUGUUGGGCACCGGUCUCAAGGAAUGCAUCCUCAGUGGUCUUCUCUCCGUAGACGGCCUCAAGGUUCUGCACAUGGAUAGAAAUGACUAUUAUGGAGGAGAGUCAAGUUCACUCAAUCUUAUUCAGCUGUGGAAGAGAUUUAAGGGUAAUGAUAAACCUCCAGCAAGUUUGGGCUCUAGUAGGGAUUAUAACGUGGACAUGAUCCCAAAGUUUAUGAUGGCAAAUGGUACCCUUGUACGUGUCCUCAUUCAUACAGAUGUUACUAAAUAUCUUUACUUCAAAGCUGUGGAUGGAAGCUAUGUCUUUAAUAAAGGAAAGGUUCACAAGGUGCCGGCUAAUGAUGUGGAAGCCCUCAAAUCUCCACUUAUGGGCCUAUUUGAAAAGCGUCGGGCUCGCAAAUUCUUUAUUUUUGUUCAAGAUUAUGAUGAGAAUGAUCCCAGAACACAUGAGGGGAUGGAUUUGACAAGGGUCACGACUAGAGAACUAAUUGCAAAAUAUGGUCUCGAUGACAACACUAUUGAUUUUAUUGGUCAUGCAAUAGCGCUUCAUAGAGAUGACUGCUACCUAAAUGAGCCUGCAAUUGAUACUGUGAAGAGAAUGAAGCUUUAUUCGGAGUCUAUUGCACGUUUUCAAGGAGGAUCACCAUACAUUUAUCCCUUGUAUGGGUUAGGAGAGCUGCCCCAGGCAUUUGCAAGGCUCAGUGCUGUUUAUGGUGGAACAUACAUGUUGAAUAAACCUGAGUGCAAGGUAGAGUUUGAUGAGGAAGGAAAAGCUGUUGGUGUUACAUCAGAAGGGGAAACUGCUAGGUGCAAGAAAGUUGUCUGUGAUCCUUCCUAUUUGCCCAACAAGGUGAGGAAGGUUGGAAGGGUUGCUAGAGCAAUCUGCAUUAUGAGCCACCCAAUCCCAAACACCAGUGAUUCUCACUCAGUUCAGGUUAUUUUGCCGCAAAAGCAGUUGGGUCGCAAGUCAGACAUGUAUCUUUUCUGUUGUUCUUAUUCUCACAAUGUUGCUCCCAAGGGCAAAUUCAUUGCAUUUGUAUCGACCGAGGCAGAGACUGAUCAUCCCGAGACUGAAUUAAAGCCAGGAAUUGACCUUCUGGGGCCUGUCGACGAGAUCUUCUAUGAUAUUUAUGAAAGAUUUGAACCAGUCAAUGAACCUUCUUUGGACCAAUGUUUUAUAUCAACAAGUUAUGAUGCCACAACACAUUUUGAGUCAACUGUCAUGGAUGUGCUCAACAUGUAUACCAUGAUAACUGGAAAGGUUCUGGACCUCAGUGUGGAUCUAAGUGCUGCCAGCGCUGCAGAAGAAUGAGAAGCACAUUUAGUCCAUAAACUGAUAUAUGUGCAUUGUUCCAAUUCCUUUGAAUGUUCAAUGUUUCUGGUGGGAUUUGCCCCUUGAAAGUGGGAUUGGACUUAUCCUGGUUUUCUGUUUCCUUCAUAGAUUAUACCAUAUGUAAUAAAAUGGUGUUUACGAAUUUAGCUGGAGUCUAAUAUGCCGGACCCCCCCGGCAUUCAUCCCUGGGGAAUGUCUGGAAACCCAUAAAUUUGUGUGCUUGGGUCUGUCUCUGUAGCUCAGGACCACGGAACCCUUCUAGAGGGUUUUGCCAUUCAAUUGAUAAUACCUUGUGCAGCUUCUCCGAGGGGGAACAAACUCUCCGUACAAUUUCUUUGAAAGAAGCAGAAGGUUAGAGUUGGUGCCCCUUUGAUGUUAUUGGUGGAAUGUGAAUGAGUGGCGAGGUCGGUUAAACAGAAAUAUGAAUUAGUAUGGUAUUGCAUCCCAAAACCCUUCCUAGUAUCCGAGUGAGUGGGGCAGCUUUCCACAAUACUCUUGGAAGCAAAAUCCUGAAGUGUUUUUGGAUUGUAUACAGCCUAAAGUUGAGUUAAAAAACUAGACGCUCCUUAAAAAAGAGUGUAUGACAAUGCAUUUGAAAUCUAUUUGGUUUGUAUCUUA